Messenger RNA from Puntigrus tetrazona (Sumatra barb), 2088 nucleotides. It is a transcript of the gene entpd6, whose product is annotated as ectonucleoside triphosphate diphosphohydrolase 6. The transcript has 14 exons. Bases 231 to 1556 code for a protein of 441 amino acids. Gene Ontology annotation, cellular component: membrane; Golgi apparatus. Lineage: Eukaryota; Metazoa; Chordata; Actinopteri; Cypriniformes; Cyprinidae. Gene Ontology annotation, molecular function: GDP phosphatase activity; UDP phosphatase activity. The record is from RefSeq and is a predicted model, not a curated record. Gene Ontology annotation, biological process: nucleoside diphosphate catabolic process.
UCCACGCUGGACGUUACUGACGUAAUCAAAACGAGACAAAAACAGUUUUGACAAUCUUUCAAAGGGAGUAUCGUGUCAAAAUCUCAUCAUGGGUAUUCGUCGACACCGAAAACACGACUUGCACUCAAAGGAGUAUGAUCUUGCCACAGAAAGCUAGAGGCAGUGGAGAGAGCUGAGAAGCCUGCUGCAUUUGGAAAUUGACUCCACAUCAUGUGCCUCUGGCUGCCAUUAUGAGGUUCCCAAAGUUAGCUUUCGUCUUUAUGUUCGUGGGCUGCCUGGUGGUCUACCUCACCUACGUCAAACGCCAUUAUGAUGACUCCAAACCACCAGUAUCCGACCAGCUGCCCCAGUAUAGGAUGGACACCCAUAAAGAGUCAACCUCAGCUCAGGUGGUCAGUGAAAAUUUCCAGUAUGGUAUUAUGUUUGAUGCUGGAAGCACUGGAAGCCGGAUUCACAUCUUCAAAUUUCAGAUCGAGCCAAAUGAAGCUCCUAAAUUAGCCCAUGAGACAUUUAGAGCUAUAAAACCUGGACUGUCUGCAUACGCCGAUGACCCAGAAAAGAGUAAGGAAGGACUGUUGGAACUAUUAAAUAUUGCUAAAGACACUGUUCCCGAGACAUUAUGGAGUUCCUCACCCCUCAUGCUCAGAGCCACGGCAGGGCUCAGAUUACUGCCCGGUGAGAAAGCCACGAUCCUGCUGGACAAGGUGAGGGAAGUGUUUAGGGAAUCCUUGUUCUUGUAUAAACCAGACAGUGUGUCAAUCAUGGAUGGCGCAGAUGAAGGCAUGUCAGCAUGGAUUACAGUCAACUUUUUAUUAGGUGUUCUUCACGGUACUGAGACGUCUACAGUAGGCAUGCUAGAUUUAGGAGGGGGCUCGACCCAGAUUACCUUUGCUUUACAGGACGAAAAAACCAUCCAGACCUUACCCAUUGAUUACGUGACAUCAUUUCAGAUGUUCAACAUUAGUCAUGCUCUCUACUCAUACAGUUACCUUGGCCUGGGGUUGAUGUCAGCCAGACUUGCCGUGUUAGGAGGGAUUGAAGGACAGCCUUCAGAACCUACAGAGCUGGUUAGUCCAUGUCUAGCCCCAGAUUACUCUGGACAGUGGGAGCAUGCUGAAGUACUCUACACUAUUAAAGGACAGAAAGCAGGGGAGCCCGUCUAUGAGACUUGCCUUACAAAAGUGGAAAAGAUGAUCUAUAAACGUGUGAGAAAAAUUGAGGGAGUGAAAGACAUGGACUUCUAUGCAUUCUCCUAUUAUUACGAUAGGGCUGUGGAUCUGGGCCUCAUUGAUGAAAGCACAGGGGGGACUGUCCGAGUCAGUGAUUACAUUGAAGGUGCUAAAAAAGUGUGCAAUAAUAUGGCAGUUGGAGGAAUAAAGGAGAGUCCGUUCCUGUGUUUGGAUCUGACCUACAUCUCAGUACUUCUUCAGGAGCUUGACUUCCCUCCUGAUAAAGAACUGAAGCUGGCAAGACAAAUAAAUAACGUGGAGACUAGCUGGGCCCUCGGUGCCACUUUCCAUUGCAUAGAGUCACUCCAUAAGCAUGGGACGUGCUGAAGACAGACACUCGUUACAUUUGUACCCAGUAAAGCACUGACUAAUCUUAAUGCUCUGGGAAAAACAAUGAACUUUGAUUGUACUCGCCAUUUUGUCAUUGAAUUUAUUCACAAUGUGAGUUUUUAUACAUACCUCUGACUUUCUGAAUGUUUGUUUUCCUACUAGUAUGUUAAGCUAUGAGUGAAGGUAAAAUGUUAACGGUUUGGGUGUUUACAGCAUAUCAGAAUCGUUUUAGUCAGGGUUAAUUAUAUAAAACUGAUCAAAAACAUUUGAUUUGCAAAGUUUAAGAUAUUUCAUUUUUAUUUUGUAUUAUUCUCUAGCUUCUAGUUGGUAUAUCACACAGUAUGUUCAAAUGAAUCAUGUAUUUAGUAUUAUAUACUAUCAGCUCAGAGAGGAAGAAAAACAGACCGGUGCAGUUGCUGUCAUGUCCACAUGCUUUUCUCUUGUAGGUAUAAACUAAAUGCGCCCGUUAUUAUACGUGGGAAAUAUGUUUAUAUAAAAUGCCAUAUAAAUGUAAUCUAAAAAAGCUGAA